Messenger RNA from Schizophyllum commune H4-8, 1377 nucleotides. RefSeq lists its product as uncharacterized. Bases 1 to 1377 code for a protein of 458 amino acids. Gene Ontology annotation, molecular function: protein binding. The record is from RefSeq and is a predicted model, not a curated record. The transcript has 2 exons. NCBI's taxonomy places the organism in Eukaryota, Fungi, Basidiomycota, Agaricomycetes, Agaricales, Schizophyllaceae.
AUGGAGAUCGGACUCGGCGACGUCAGGGGGACGUUGAGUGGAUCCCUUACUCUCAAGGGCAAGCGGCAGGCAGACUACGCGCCCAUCCUUCCCUUCGAGCUGUUAUACGACGUACUCGACGUCGUCGACGCACGAUUGGAUCAUGAUACGCUCAAAGCACUCGCUCUCACCUGCCGUACCCUCCGCGCGCCCAGCCAGCGCCGCCUCUUCCGCCGCAUCCACCUCUCGCGCAGCCGCCCUCGCCGCCUCAAGAAGGGCUCUCAAGACUGGGAGCUGAUCCCCUGCCGCCGACUGCGCGAGGCCCUCGAAUCGUCCCCCAUCCUCGGCACGUACGUCGAAGAGCUCUACCUCGCCGGCGGCGGCCUCCUCUGCCUCGAGCGCAACGUACCCGCGAUUAUGCACGCGUGCACGCACGUCCAGACGCUCUCCGUCGAGUUCUUCGUCUGCAACGACAAGGAGUACGCGAUGGUCGAGUGGCCAGACGUCCCGCCGCCGUUCAGGCGCGGGCUCGUCGCGCUGCUCGCAUUGGAGACGCUCACCGCGCUCGAGCUCAGCGUCGCGACGUUCCCGAUGGCGCUCUUACGCGUGUGCCAGAGCCUGCACGACGUGGUGUGGCGCGCGAUACCGGGGAAGCGCGAGCCGACGCUGCUGUUCGGCUUCCCAGAAGAGCUGGAGGGAAUGCCGCUGUAUCAGUGCAAGGUGAAGAGUAUCUUGCUGCAAAACCUCAGCCACGAGUUCCAGGCGAUUGAGGACUUCACCAUCACGGAGGCGCCGCCGUUCGAUAUCUCGAUGGUGGAGGUCAUGAAGCUGCACAUCGACCGGUAUUCGGCGCCGGUAGUAACGAUGAUUGGCCCAGUCUCGCACUCACUGCGCGAGCUUGAGCUCGUACUAUCGUCAGGAGCCAUGAAGUACGACCUCGAGCAGGUGUGCUUCCGUCUGCGUGACUACCCUGUCCUUGAGAGCCUCCUUGUCUCCAUCAGCAUCGACAGCGCCGCCUACACCUCCACGCGGCCUAUCCCCUGGCUCUCUUACAUCUUCUCCGGCGCCCCGCACCACACGGCGCUCCGCCAGGUCGUCAUCCACACCUACCUCACCGUGCGCACCGCAUCGUCGAUGUGGCCCGGGCUCGCCAUGCCGCUCAACCUCCUCGAAUUUCCAACGGAGGAGUACGAGAUCCUGGACGAAGCGCUGCAGUCGGUGGCGAGCGCGUCGUUGGAAACGGUUCGGUUCUUGACGGCGGUGGAGAGGCGGGAUUCGACGGGUGUGGCGAGGAGGGAUUGGAUGCCGGCGGAGCAGGUGGAGAACCUGGUGAGGACGAAGAUGCCGAAGGCGUAUUCGAGAGGGGUGAUUGUGUUCGAUAGUCUCAGUGGACAGUGA